GUCGGAAGUUGUGUUGUAGUUUCUGAAAUGGUGGCGUGUAUUUAGCAGUCACUUUUCCUUCUUUGUUGCUAAGUAAAAGCAAUGAAUUCAUCGAGUUGUAACGGAUGUAAUGCAAUUACUUCUUACCACAUGAGAGCUUUAAACAAUAGUUUGUACGAGCAAAAUCCAAGAAGUCAGUAAUAUCAGUUCUUUAUGCGGAAAAAAAUAAGGCUUUUAUUUCAGCACUUUUCCCUUGAAUGCGACCGAAAGUCGCCAAAAAAAAUCGAAACGUGGCACAAACGGUUACCAAUUAGGUACGAAAAAAGAGACAUGUUGAAGUCAUUGCAUGGUGUGAAAAGGGUUUCCUACUUUGUCCCUAUUGGGAUAAAAAAGCAACUCCGUGAAUUCCGUUUUUAAGCGGUUGAUAUGUCGUCUACUCUCUCAUCAAAUUCUAUCUGCAAUUCUCUAUAAAUUCAGUACAUGAGAAGAAGCAAACUUCAUUUCAGUUAUAACUCUUCUAUUUGCUUCGCACAAAUUAUUCUUGCCGAAAAAAAAAUCGUUUUAUUCCAAAUGGCACCCGAGCUUUUCAUUCCAUGUACAAGAAAUGCAGUUGAGGUAGUAGGUGCUGCUGUUGACCUAGAGAAUGCGGUUAGCCGUGCUUAUCUUACGUUCUUGGCAGGUGAUGGCGACUAUGUGAAAGGUGUGGUGUGUUUGGCUAAGGGUUUACGGAAGGUCAAAUCAGCUUAUCCGUUAGUGGUCGCUGUUUUGCCCGACGUGCCACAAGACCACCGUAACUUGCUUGUUAACCAAGGUUGUCUCAUUCGUGAGAUCGAGCCACUUUCCCCACCUGUUUGCGACAAGGAAAGCCCGUUUAUUAGGCCGUAUUUUGCUGUCAAUUACUGUAAGCUUCGUCUUUGGGAGUUUGUGGAGUACGAGAAGAUGAUAUACAUGGAUGCGGAUAUUCAAGUGUUUGAGAAUAUAGACAACCUGUUUGAUUUGCCGAGUGGAUGGUUAUACGCUGUGAUGGACUGCUUGUGUGAGAUGCGGGGCCCGCCUUGUGCACAAAAGAUCCGAUGGCCCAAAGAACUCGGACCGGAGCCCACCUUCUAUUUCAAUGGGGGCAUGUUCAUGUUCGAGCCGAACCUAAACACGUACGAUGAAUUACUACGAACUCUCGAUGUCACUCCUCCAACACCUUUUGCGGAGCAGGAUUUUCUGAACAUGUUCUUUAGGGAGGUGGCGAAGCCGCUACUUCCUAUAUACAAUAUGUUGGUGGCGAUGAUGUGGCGGCACCCGGAGAUGGUGGAUCUGGAUAAGGUCAAAGUGGUCCAUUAUUGUGUGGGAGGGUCGAAACCGUGGAGAUACACCGGAAAAGAAGAGAACAUGGAUCGAGCGGAUAUCAAGAUGUUGGUGGCGAGAUGGUGGGACAUAUUCAACGACGAGUCCCUGGAUUUCAAGAACCGGGGUGAUGGACUUGGUGAUGGUCGAAUAAUGGCGGCACCGGUGGCGGAGGCGGCGGAGGUGGUGGUUCUCUAUUCGUCGGUGUCGCCGGCUGCGUAGUUUGUUUCUUUGAUUUGUGUUUCGGGCAUGCAUCUAAGUCGUGUGUAAGAAUC
This is a messenger RNA of Erythranthe guttata (spotted monkey flower), 1592 nucleotides long. The record is from RefSeq and is a predicted model, not a curated record. NCBI's taxonomy places the organism in Eukaryota, Viridiplantae, Streptophyta, Magnoliopsida, Lamiales, Phrymaceae.